This is a messenger RNA of Caenorhabditis briggsae, 306 nucleotides long. NCBI's taxonomy places the organism in Eukaryota, Metazoa, Nematoda, Chromadorea, Rhabditida, Rhabditidae. The coding region runs from base 1 to 306 and encodes 101 amino acids. The transcript has 4 exons. The record is from RefSeq and is a predicted model, not a curated record.
AUGUUUUUGGAACCCGCACCGACUACAACAUCACCUGGACCACUCACUCAUUAUGGAACAUCGUCAUCAAAUGCGCCAUCUCCAAGGUCUGUUGACUCGUUUGAAGAGGCUCUGGAAUAUUGGAACAACUGGAACGGAAGAGAUCAAACUUUUGAUGGAAUUGAUCUCAAAGAAUACUUCUUUCAUCUGAUCAAUGGUCACCAUGUUCCACAGGGUAUCAGAAGAAAGCCGCUCAGCAUUCGCCAGCUGUUCUUCAUCAAAAAUCGAGGAAGAGACUCGUUCCGUUCAUUGACAGAGCAGUACUGA